CUAAUAUGGCGGCUAUUCAGCUUUAUAGUUUCGUGACAUCGCCCUUUAUCUUAACAUUUUUUUGAGCAAGAUAGAAAACUUUGGUCACCGUGUGACGAAAAAAACAAUGUCUUAAAUGGAUUCGUUGAUGUUUGAAAAAUAAGCCAAUUAACAAAAUGUCAACUAGAUCGCAACUUACGAAAGAUUUAAAUGAAUCGGUGAAAGCAUUAUUAGGUAAGCAUGUGAAAAUAUUAUUAAAGAAUGUUGUAAAAUUGGAAACAAAACAAGAUAAACAGGAAAAUCGUGUUCUGGUUUUUUCACCAUGCCGUUUGUUUCUCUUAACGGCCAAAGUGCCCACAAGAAUCGACUGCCAUUUUCAUUAUUUAGAAAUAACAUCUAUAGAAUCGAAAAGAGCAAACCAAUUAUCUUUAAGUGUUGGGGAAAGAUAUUACAAUUUUACUACUACUGGAGCAGGUGCAGAUACUACAGAAGUAGAUGCAAUGAUUGAGGCCUUACAUACUGCAAUUCGAAAUAUCUUUCCCACUGUACCAUUGAAUUAUAUUAUAAGAAAAAUAGAAGUAAUACCAGCUAGCAGACUGCAGAGUAUAAGAGGUAGUGAAUUAGCUAGAAGUACAGAAGCAACAAGACAUACUGGACCUUGUGGGGGGUUUUCAACCCAAUAUGCAUGUAUGUGUGAUUUACAUGGUGUACCAUAUAGAGAAGAAGUAGCCUGGGAUGUUGAUACAAUAUACCUCUCUCAUGAUACAAGAGAGCUAAAUUUAAGAGAUUUUGAUCAUUUGGAUCAAAAAGAUCUGGUGCCAAUCAUUUCUGCCUUGGAAUAUAAUACUUGGUUUACAAAAUUAAGGGCAUCUCAUCUUAAACUAAGUCACGAGCCUUUGGAGAGAUUGUUACAUGUUAUGCGUAGAUCCCUUUCCAUUCAGGAACUUUAUCUAGAUAAUCUUGGAAUAAAAUGGGACUUCGCGCACAAAUUAUCGUUAGCUCUAAUUUCUAAUGCUAAUACAAUGUUACAGACUAUUGAUCUAUCAUAUAAUACCAUUGAAGAUAAAGGAGCCUCUAGCUUGUGUGGGAUAAUAGCCAAAUUGCAAGGAGGUGCACAUUUAAGCGGACCUAUUGGAAAAUUACCCAAAGGUUUACAAAAAUUAAAUUUGGCACAUUGUGGACUAACUGGAAAAGGAAUAAGUCAAAUUGCACAUGCACUAAGUUUAAAUAGAAGCAUGCCAACUAGUUUGCAAUAUUUAAAUCUUUCAGAAAACUCUUUAAAAGAUGAUAUCAAUAAUUUAUGUAAUUUUUUGGCACAACCUAAUAGUCUAACUCAUUUAGAUCUAAGUGGUACAGAUACAACAUUAGAAUGUCUGUUUGGUGCUUUACUACGGGGUUGUGCAACUAAUCUAGUCCAUUUAAAUGUUGCUCGUAACUCCUUUUCAAGUAAAAAGACCAAAGAAAUACCUCCCAGCUUUAAACAGUUCUUUACUGCUACGCUCUCAUUAAAGUACUUAAAUAUAUCUUGUUGUAAAUUGCCGCUAGAGGCAUUGAAACAUUUGUUACUUGGUUUGGCAUGCAAUGAAAGUACAGUUGGUUUAGAACUUGAUAUGAGUGGAAACAAUUUGGGCUCUAUGGGUGCUCAUGUAUUAGAAUCAUGCAUUCAUGGCGUACGUUGCAUAGCAUCAUUGGAUAUAUCAGAUAGUAAUAUGGAUGUUGAUUUAGCACAAGUAAUAACUGCUAUAGGAAAAAACAAGUCGAUCAAACAAUUAUAUAUGGGUCGCAACACUGUUAGUAUGAAAAGCAAACAUAUUGCUGUUGUAAUGGAUGCCCUUGUGCAAAUGCUUCAAGAAGAUGAUUGCGUUUUGCAAGCAUUACAUUUACCAGAUUCUCGACUAAAAUCUGAUCUCUAUAAUCUUAUCAAUGCCCUUGGUAGUAACACAUGUCUUCAUACUUUAGAUAUUAGUGGUAAUCAGAUUGGAGAUCCUGGUGCCAGAUUAUUAGCAAAGGCAUUACAAAUUAAUAAUCAUUUGAGAACUAUUAUUUAUGAUAAAAAUAAUAUUACUCUUCAGGGUUAUGCUGAUAUUGUUCACGCUUUAGAAAAGAAUUGUAGUGUAAGACAUAUGCCAUUUCCAAUUUAUGAUUUGCAACCUUGUAUGAAAACUUCAGCUGAAAAAACGGAACAAUUAGCUAAAAAAAUCCAGGACUUGUUACAAAGAAACGUUACUCCUUGUAAAUAUAGUCAUGGACAAGCAUUUAGAUUGCAACAAGGAUUUUUGUUAAGCUCCACACAACAAAUGGUUGAUAGAUUGGUUGUACAGACGCAAGACACUAUUAAAGCUAUUGCUGCGGAAAGCUGUGAUGCUAAUAAUGACAUUAAUUAUGCAACUGGACUCAUACAAGAUGCAGAUAAUUCAAAACAGCUUUUACCAAGAUUACACGAAGUUCUUCAACGACGAGAUGAAAAUAAUCCAAUAGAAUUAAAAUUACACGAAAUGGCAAAUGAAUUGCAUAAAGUUGUAACCAUAUAUUUACAGGAUUCCUUAGAUGCUAUGAUAAAGUGUGCAAAUGAACAGUGUCCUACGAUACUUUCUCAAACGGUAAUUAGAGGCGAUGAAAGUGAAUCAGUUGCAGUAGAAGAUGAUCUACGAAGUAGUUGCAAAGAAAAAAAUCAAAUUAGUAGUGAAUUCAUACAUACCACUAUCACAGAACAAGCUGGGGCGGAUAUAGUCAAUAGAGUCAAUGAAUUAAAUUUGGCAGUUGCUGCACAUGUAUCCGACAGAAUAACAGAUGAAGUAAUUGAAUCAUUGUCAAGAAGCUAUAAAAACUUAAUUGGUGACUGUGAUAGUAGAACAAGAAGCAGUACGCCUGAUGUGUUGCGGCCUAGUGCUGGUUCAAUGAGUAGUGGAAGUGUUAUAGGAGUUACAAGUACUGUAGGUGUAUCUACAGCAUUACCAAUUGGUAGAACCAGUAUUGCCUCGGAAGAAGAUUGUCCACCAGAAACUUAUUCACUUGUGAAUUCUAUCGGUCAAUGUUCCAGUGAUCAAUCUCCAAUGAAAUUGGAUUAUUUAAAUCUUGCUACGCCACAUUUAUCAAAUAAACGAAAAAGUUUACAUGGAAGAAAAUUGCGGCCGAAAUCUGUAGUCGAUUCUGUGGAAGGUCUUUCAGCUGAUGACAUUCCAGAUCUGUUACCAUCCUUACCAAAAAGUCAAGCAGAAGCUAUUUCAGAGACAGAACAUUCUUUAACAGAAUCACUAGAUUCUGUUUCUGAAUUACCCAAUACUGUAGGACAGCAACUGCAACAUUUAGUAAAAUCUAGACCACGUAGAACAAAAACUAGAGCACCUACAAGACCAAUGCUGAGACCAGAUCAACCAGUGGAUGGUCUUGCUCUUGGAGAAGGCCUCGAUGUAUUUUUCAGACCAACUACACCAACAACACCUCUUAUAUCCCCCACAAGUGAUGACAGCUCUUUGCAUACUUUUCCAACGGAUGGUAGCCCAAAUUUAUCUCUUACGAGUCAUAAAAGUAUUCCACCUGAGAUGGAUAAAAAACCUGGCUGUAGCUCUCCAAUGUUAAAAACACUUCUUGAGCCUGCCCCGCGAUCACGAUCUAGCGAUAAUUUAGAAAAAUUUUCUCCUCUUGUUGGCAGAAGAUCUCAAGGUGAUUCGCCGUUAACUGCAUCUCCGUUAACUCGGCGAAAUACAACAGACAAUGCACAAAAUCAUGAAAGAAUUCUUACAAAAUCUGAUAGCAACAAAGAUACAAGUAAUAAUGUAUGUAAUAAUUGUGUCGGUAAUACCGCUGAUACAUCUAAACGUAGUACAUUACCCAUUAUUGGUUCUGGUACAAGUACACGCAGUUUACGAGAUUCGGAUGAAAAUAGUAAGGUAUUACAACAAACAACUGCUACAAAUUCCUCGGAUAAAGAUGCAACGGCUGUUCCUAAAGAUUACGAAACCAGGAAAAGUUUAACAAAAAAAUCUGCGGUAGAUACAGAUAAGACUGCAAAUCAACCUUUACCUUCUCUUAAAUUAAGAUCGACAGGUUUUGAUCUUCGUAGCCCAACAAAUGGUAGCAGUACAAAAAAUAAUUCGGAAGCAUCGAAAUCUCCAGUGUUAAGGUCUUUAACCAAGGGAAAUAGUUCACUUACAGAUGGAAAAAGCAAUGGUGCUCUUUCCAAGACUAAACCAGUUCCGCCUAUAACAGCUCCUAAACCAAGACCCUGGAGUAUGGCUACUGAUAGAAAAUCUGGAGAAUUUAAUUUAUUAAGCGAUGGUUCUAGUCCAAAUACUUCAGCUGGAAAUACACCUGAUUCUGGAGAUGCACUAGAUGAAUCAACGGAUAGCGGUGUAAGUGGUCCUGCUUCAUUACCGCCGACGUUAUCAGCAAGUAGUACUGCUAGUUCUUUAAGCAAUGCCAGUGUAGAGAAAAGGUCAGUGAGGGAAUUGGCAGCUAGUUUAAACAAAAGUAAAACUGAAAGGAAAGAGAAUGAGCAUACCGCACCUGCAGCAUGGAGGUCGGUGCUUCAACGUUCUAUCAACCAACCAGAUGUCAAGGUAACGGAAGUGCCGAAAACGGUUGAAGAAAAUCGUAUAAGUUUUAAGCUUCGACGUACUUCAUUUUUACGAGACUCAAAUUUCAAUUACAAUAAUGACGUAGUUGAUGUUUGAUCGUGACUUAAUACAGUAAUAAUUUACAAAUUAAUGUCAAUGACUGGAUACUUAUUAAGAUAUCUUUCAUCAAAGUAUUUUAUAUUGGGCACAAAAAUCUACGAUGUAUCACGUUUGUACUUGUGCCAUAUGAAGUCAAAUGCGAAAGCAAGUGUGCUAACUUAAUAUUUAGGGACAGGGUACUGGGGUCUCUAUAGAAAGUACCAAUUUAUUAUUAAGGUGGCAUUAAAAAUUUUAUAGUUUUUUAUAGAACUGUAAUUUGAAUGCAGUUUAUCUUAAUUUAGAAGUAAGUAUUUGUAUUUAAUGUACUAAAAUCAUUCAAUAUUUUCAAUGCAAUAAGUUAAAAUACUUACUUCCACGAAGAACAUACUAAAUGCUUCUACAUUCCUCCAGAUUUUUAAAAAGAAAUCAGUUUGAUAUUGUCAAUGAUAUUAUUUGGAAGAUGAGCCAUGUUAUGUUUGUUUUAACAUUUAAAUAUUUAUAUAUUGUUUGUCUGUAUAUUUAAACUGAUAGACUUUAAUAUAGAUCAUAAAUUACAUGAUUUUAAUUAUUUUAAGUGUAUAACCACUGAUUUGUUACCAAAAAAUAAGCACAAUAUAUUCUUAUCGACAUAAAACAAUAUUUCUUCCUAUUAUUUAAUCAAUGUCGCGUUGUCUUCCGAAAUCAGUUUUUGUAAUUUUAUAAUAGAUAUUUUGAUUUGUUUCUUAUGCAACCAGUUAUAACAAAACUGUGAUCAUUAAAAAAAACGGUUCUAUUUAGGUCAAGUCAAUAAUUGUUUACAAUAUUUUAUAAUUGUUUCCAUACAGCUUGUAUUAAGUUAUGUUACUUUUUAUUUAACAUUCCUUAAAUACAAUCGGAAUUGAUAAGUGCACAAAGCAAGAUUCAAGAACCAUAAAAUGUAUGAAGUGUGCCAUAUAACAUAACAUAAAAUAAUAAAUGCUUUGUUUUCCACAUAAUAAGGACAAAAUUAAAAGAUUUUUAUAUAAAAGAUAUGAUAUUGUCCAUGACUAUCAUUGAUUUAUAAAAAUUUAGUAACGAAAUAUAUAAACAUUAUGUAAUGCAUAUAUAAUAUAUAUAUGAUGUGCGUAAAUGGAAAAAAAGAAAAUAAACUAAACUAUCAACUAAAUUAAUUAGAAAAAAGAUAUUGCAGACUAUUAUUAUAUUUCAAGAAUUCUUUUGCGAUAUUUGUAAGUUGUAUUCGCUUUUUUAUACCUUGUUGAAGAUAUAUUGUGAUUAAGAAUAAUUUAGUAAAAUCUUUCUGCUAUAUGCGUCCUCUUAUAAAGGAACAGCUUUUUUACAAACAAUUUUUUUGUAUGAUGUAAAAAUGUAUCGCAAAAUACGAACACCUAACAUAAAAUUCAAUUUACAUAAAUAUAUUAAAAGCUAGUUUUUGAAUAGCAAAAGACUUCUGUACAUAUAUAUGUAAAAAAGUUACAUAUAGGUAAAUUAACCAUAACUAUAGUUACAGUUCUUAUAGAUAAAUAAAUAUUUGAAUAUCUAUUUGAUAUUGGGUUUAUGUAUUAAUAACUGUGACUAAUGAAAUAUGUAAGUCCUUUUGGAUACAGGUAUAUAUUUAACAACAUACAUUAUAUAACAAUAUUAGAUGUUCAACUGGAAAUAUUCUUUUUCAGGCAUAAUUAAAUCAAUUGUGAAAUGUUGUAUUCUAACAAACACAUUCUACUUUAAUAUUCGCAUUUAAAAUCAUAUAUAUGAUAUAGAUUGGAUAUAAAAUUUUUAAAUCAUUUAAUUAAAAACUUUUUCUAUCAGGUGAUUAUUUACUCUAAAUCUUGCUACAUGUAAAUUAAAUUCAUGAAGUAUUUGUCAAAUCAUACAUUUCCUCAAAUCAAUGUAAAAGAUUUUCAAAUAAUAUAAAACAAAUCAGUAUCAUAAAAGGUAGCUAAUCAUAAUGUUACUUAAUAAUUCUUUUCACUGUCAAUAAUGUUCACUAAUAAAAUUGUAAUUUAGUUAUUUCCAUAAUAAAAUAGUAUUUGUAAACAUGUAUGUACUUGUACUUUUGCAUAAGUGCAUACAAUUAAUUUGUAUACAUAUUACAUUGCAGGUGAUUUUUUGUAUAAAGAUACAGAUAAAUUAAUUAUGUACUUAUGUGCAAAAAAUAUUACAUUGGACUCUACAAAUGUAACGUAAGAGUUAAAAUUUAAACAACUGUGCCAAAAAGGGAAUUAUAUUGUAUGUAUGAUUAACAAAAUUUGUUUAAUUUCUAAAAUCUUUAUCUCUUCCUUAGAAAUUAAAAAACAAAUAUAAUUUUUCUAUAUCAUAUUAAUUAUUACUUUACAUGUUAAAAAAGAUCACCUGUAAUAAACCAUCUUUUAAUGUGUAAAUAUAUUAAAUACAAUUACUAUAUAUAUUAUAUACUAAUGAGUGAGUGAUAUAAUAUUUACUCUAUCGCACAAUCACAUGAUGCGUGCGGAGAAAAUCAGACGACAUAUACACACAUUCUUUCUUCAUUACAUUCCUGUAUUUACAUUUACACGUGUAUACAUAUGUUGCGAUGAAGCACGUUUCAAAAUCUGCUAUUAAUUUUAUUAUAUAUGUAUUAUUACUCAAUAAAUAUCAGUAUUUGCAGGUUUCGAUACGUUGCUUAUUAAUCAUGCAAUAUAAUUUACUAAUAAAUAAAGACUCCUAUUACAUAUGCAACAUUAA
Messenger RNA from Bombus terrestris (buff-tailed bumblebee), 7313 nucleotides. It is a transcript of the gene LRR, whose product is annotated as F-actin-uncapping protein LRRC16A. Gene Ontology annotation, molecular function: protein binding. Gene Ontology annotation, biological process: regulation of Arp2/3 complex-mediated actin nucleation; cell migration. Bases 156 to 4652 code for a protein of 1498 amino acids. The record is from RefSeq and is a predicted model, not a curated record. The transcript is spliced from 24 exons. NCBI's taxonomy places the organism in Eukaryota, Metazoa, Arthropoda, Insecta, Hymenoptera, Apidae. Gene Ontology annotation, cellular component: lamellipodium; plasma membrane.